AUGCAGCAGAAGUUCACUGGUUCCACUCCCAAAUCUGAAAUGCCAAACAUCAUUAGACAUCCAGCCUUGCUCUCUUUCUGCUGCAUCAACACCAGUCUUGAAUGGGGAACAAGAUACCCUGCUAUGACUAAGAAGCCAAAAUGGUGGUGGAGAUCUUUGGCAUGCCUCCCUUAUUUGAUGCCUCUUCAUGAGACAUGGAUGUAUGCUGAAACGGCAUAUCAUCUGCACCCUUUCUUGGAAGAUUUUGAACUACUGACCUAUCCCUUUUUGGGAACUAUAGGGAGAUUGCCUAGCUGGUUUCUGAUGGCUUAUUUCUUUGUGGCUUACCUUGGAAUAGUGAGGAGAAAAGAAUGGCCACAUUUCUUUAGAUUCCAUGUGGUUAUGGGCAUGCUAUUAGAGAUAGCUUUGCAGGUUAUUGGGACUGUGAGCCGUUGGAUGCCACUCGCUGUAUACUGGGGUAAGGUCGGGAUGCAUUUUUGGACUGCAGUCGCAUUUGCCUAUUUGUUCACAGUUUUGGAGUGUAUGAGGUGCGCUCUUGCAGGGAUGUAUGCUGAUAUUCCAUUUGUCUGUGAUGCAGCAUAUAUUCAAAUUCCUUAUAAUUAA
Messenger RNA from Fraxinus pennsylvanica, 603 nucleotides. NCBI's taxonomy places the organism in Eukaryota, Viridiplantae, Streptophyta, Magnoliopsida, Lamiales, Oleaceae. The record is from the annotation of a GenBank genome assembly.